UGUCUUUAUUCCAAAGUCAGCGAGUGGCAACACUGUUACCUAGUUGGAGCGAAGAUUUCGAAGUGAGUGUACACGCCGACGGUCGCUCUGCCUUUUUAAAACGUUCAAUUUACAAUGGCAGACGAAGCAGAAAGAAUAAAAGCCUGCCAUGCUCUCAUAACGGAGGAGGCGGUGAAGGAGGCCCUGAAGGCGGACAAGGGCCCCGAGGCCCAACUCGCCUCCUGGGAGAUCGAGGACUUCACCAAGAAGGGCGACAAUUACAGCGCGAUGGUGACGAGCGUGAAACUGGACUUCGCUGUGAACGGGGACAACGGAAGCCUCAUUUACAUCGUCAAAGUGAAUCCUUGUCACGGCCGGGAAAUGUUUGAUGACGUGACGCACAAAGUCUUCCUGAAGGAGACAGAAUUCUACGUGAAACUACUGCCUCAGCUGAACGCAGUCUUGGAGGAAGCCGGGAUGGAGCUUUUAGCCUUGCCGAGAUGUUUCUACGGCACAGUCGAGAAAAAGAAGGAACUCCUUUUCUUGGAGGAUUUGAGGCCUCGUGGUUUCAAGAUGUUCGACCGACGGAAGGGCCUAGACGUCGCCCAUGCCUCCCUCGUGCUGGAGGAACUGGCCAGACUCCACGCGGCCUCCCUUCUGCUGGAGAAGAAGGAGCCAGAGUACUUCAAGGGCACAUAUCUCAACAGAGGCUGGGCGCAAAUGUUUGAGGGCGUCUUUAACCUGAGCUUUGUCCUCGGCCAGCACAUAGACAGUGCUAUAACCAUGUUGAAUAAAAUCGGUGGUUACGAGUCGGCUGCAACUUGGGCAGGAAGUCUCAAACCCAAACUCCAAGAAAUUUUCGAGAGGCAAAUGGAACCAAGCAAGUACCAUGUUUUAUGCCACGGGGACGCGUGGAAUAACAACCUUCUUUUUAGCUACAGGGAAGACGGCUCCCCUGAAGCAGUGAUGUUCGUCGACCUUCAGAUGUGCCGACGAGUCUCCUUCGCCAUUGACCUCAACUACCUCCUUUACACGAGCCUCACGGGUGACGUCAGGAAGCCCAACCUGGACGCCCUCCUGGAGACGUACCGAGGCCACUUCAACGCCGCGAUGGAGGCCGGAGGAGCAGGGGCCGAGGGGCGUCUCAGCGAGGCCGAAGUCCUGCAGGAAUUCCGGAGCAAGAAUGUGAUCGGAGCAAUCUUCAUGAUGAUGAUUAUUUGCGUCAUCCUCAUGGAGCCGCAGGACGUGGGGGCUUAA
Molecule: messenger RNA, 1236 nt
Organism: Penaeus chinensis
Lineage: Eukaryota; Metazoa; Arthropoda; Malacostraca; Decapoda; Penaeidae
Exons: 3
Coding region: 115-1236 (373 amino acids)
Source: RefSeq, a predicted model, not a curated record